AUGGAAAAUCUCACCGUUGCUCAAUCAGAAUCUCAGAUCAAAGAGGAUAUGUCUAUGAACAAUCAUCCUCCAGAGAAGGAGAAGGAGAAGGAUAAGGACACUAACAUGGAACCACCUAGUAGUCCACGUCAUCGUAAGGUUCUUGCUAGAUGGCUACCAGAUGAAGCGCAAAGACCGGUCGUUGACGAAGCUCCUGUAUUCACCCCGUCUUUAGAGGAGUUUGAAGAUACACUUGCAUACAUAGAGAAGAUACGUCCACUAGCGGAGCCGUAUGGUAUUUGUCGAAUCAUCCCACCGUCGACAUGGACUCCUCCUUGUCGGCUUAAGGAGAAGAGUAUAUGGGAGCAGACAAAGUUUCCGACCCGGAUUCAGAAUGUGGACCUGCUUCAGAACCGGGAGCCCAUGAAAAAGAAACCAAAGAGUAGAAAAAGGAAACGGAGAAGAAACUCGAGAAUGGGUUCUUCUAAGAGACGAUCUGGCUCUUCUCCCUCUGAACCUACUUCCUCUCCCGAAGCCGAGGAGAAAUUCGGCUUUAAUUCUGGUUCAGACUUCACUCUUGAUGAGUUUGAGAAAUACGCUCUGCAUUUCAAAGACGCGUACUUUGAAAAGAAUGACCCUAGUGGAGAUGGAAAAUGGACACCGUCUGUUGAGGAAAUAGAAGGCGAAUACUGGCGGAUAGUCGAGCAACCAACAGAUGAAGUUGAGGUAUACUAUGGAGCUGACUUGGAGAAUGGUGUACUUGGAAGCGGAUUUUACAAAAGAGCGGAAAUGUCAACCGGUAGCGAUAUGGAUCAGUACAUUGUUUCAGGCUGGAACUUGAAUAACUUACCGCGUCUCCCUGGCUCUGUACUCUCUUUUGAGGAUUGUGAUAUCUCAGGAGUUCUAGUCCCAUGGCUCUAUGUAGGAAUGUGCUUUUCAUCAUUUUGUUGGCAUGUCGAGGACCAUCAUUUAUAUUCGCUGAAUUAUCAUCACUUUGGUGAGCCAAAAGUAUGGUAUGGUAGUCCAGGAAGCAAUGCAACCGCUCUCGAGAAGGUGAUGAGAAAAUAUCUGCCUGAUUUGUUUGAAGAACAGCCUGAUCUACUUCAUGGCCUGGUUACUCAGUUUUCUCCAUCAAUUCUAAAAGAGGAGGGAGUCCAGGUUUACCGGGUGGUUCAGAAUGCAGGGGAGUAUGUAUUGACUUUCCCGAGGGCGUAUCAUGCUGGAUUCAACUGCGGUUUCAACUGCGCAGAAGCGGUUAAUGUGGCUCCGGUUGAUUGGUUGGCUCAUGGACAGAAUGCUGUGGAACUAUACAGUAAAGAGACAAGGAAGACUUCUCUGUCUCAUGACAAACUUCUCCUCGGUGCAGCUUAUGAAGCUGUUAAGGCACUUUGGGAACUCUCAGAUUCUGCGGGAAAGGAAAGUAUAGAAAAUUUAAGGUGGAAGAGUUUCUGUGGGAAGGACGGAACACUUACCAACGCCAUCCAGGCUCGGUUACGGAUGGAAGAGGAAAGAAUUGCAGCUCUUGGAAGCGAUUCGUCGAGUUUAGUAAAGAUGGAGAAGGACUUUGAUUCAAACUGUGAAAGGGAAUGCUUCUCGUGUUUCUAUGAUUUGCAUCUUUCGGCUUCUGGCUGCAAAUGCUCUCCUGAAGAAUAUGCGUGCCUUAAACACUCAUACGAUCUCUGUUCAUGCGAAGAGAAAGAUCGAUUCAUCCUUCUCCGUUACACAAUGGACGAGUUAAGCUCGUUGGUCAGAGCAUUGGAAGGGGAAUCAGGUGAUCUAAAGCUAUGGGCUUCCAAGGUCUUGGGCAUUGAAGACAGUGAUGAAGAUAAGAAAAAGGCUAUUUCAGUUAUCAGCGAGGAGAAGAAGCUAAAGGAAGGUUCGUUUGAUCUGAACAUGGACUUGGAGAUGGAUUAUCACGAAGACCCUAAAGAAGAAGUCAGCACCAGUGGCGAGUUAACCGCUUCAGAGAACUUUAAUGCAUCGGUCAAGCCUAUAAACCUCGGGUUCUUGAUUUUUGGAAAACUUUGGUGCAAUAAGCAUGCUAUAUUCCCAAAAGGAUUCAAGAGUCGUGUAAAGUUCUACAACGUGCUUGAUCCAACAAGAAUGAGCGAUUACAUCUCCGAGGUUUUGGAUGCAGGACUCAUGGGACCAUUGUUCAGGGUUACUCUGGAAGAAUCACCAGACGAGAGUUUCUUCAAUGUCUCGGCCCAACAAUGCUGGGAAAUGGUGCUGCAGAGAGUGAAAGAUAGGUCGACAAGUCUUGGUCUUCCUAGUUUAUCGCGGUUUGAGGGUAUUAACGGGCUUCAAAUGUUUGGUUUCCUCUCGCAAUCUAUAGUUCAGGCCAUUGAAGCUCUUGACCCGAACCAUCGACUCAUUGAGUAUUGGAACCAUAAGAACAAUGCGUCAUGCGAAUCGAAAGAUCACUUCAUAUCAUCAAGCUGUUCAGUGAGUUUAUCGAAAGGAAAACUUUUCGGAGUAGAUUUGAUGUAA
Molecule: messenger RNA, 2469 nt
Organism: Arabis nemorensis
Lineage: Eukaryota; Viridiplantae; Streptophyta; Magnoliopsida; Brassicales; Brassicaceae
Source: the annotation of a GenBank genome assembly